Molecule: messenger RNA, 8065 nt
Organism: Sebastes umbrosus (honeycomb rockfish)
Lineage: Eukaryota; Metazoa; Chordata; Actinopteri; Perciformes; Sebastidae
Product: histone-lysine N-methyltransferase 2C-like
Exons: 32
Coding region: 87-7115 (2342 amino acids)
Biological process (GO): positive regulation of transcription by RNA polymerase II
Cellular component (GO): nucleus; MLL3/4 complex
Molecular function (GO): histone H3K4 methyltransferase activity; transcription coactivator activity; histone binding
Source: RefSeq, a predicted model, not a curated record
CGGGUCUCCAGGAUUCCUUCCUGCGUGCUCCCCAGGGAUCGGUGCCUGUACCUGGGCUGAGUCUGGUGGAUGGAGUCCCGGUCCAGAUGAGGAGGCCGAUGCCUGGAGAGUUCACCAGCAUCCGGCCCCUCCCUGCUCCCGGUGCUCAUUCCCACUUGCUACCAGGUGUCCCCCAGCCCUUCCUCCCCCGCUCCCUCCCCCUCCAGCAGCACAGCAUCAUGGGACAGCCCUACAUAGAGCUCCGCCACCGCGCCCCUGAGAACCGCCUGAGGCUGUCCUUUUCUCUCCCCGAGGCCCCGCCGCCGCUGCACCCCAGAGACCCCCAGCCGUCCCCGCUCAGACCCCCGCCGCUGGGCCAGCACAUGGUGAUGGACCAGCUGAACCACCACCAGCAGCACUUCCACGAGUCCACUGAUGGGAUGGAGGAGCACCUGGAGGGGGAGGACUCUGCUGUGAAGGACCUGGAGGACGUGGAGGUGAAAGAUCUGGUGGACCUGAACCUGAACCUGGACCCUGAAGACGGUAAAGAGGACCUGGAUCUGGGUCCUAACGACCUCCACCUCGACGACUUCCUGCUGUCGGGGAAGUUUGACCUGAUCGCCUACGCCGACCCCGAGCUCAAUCUGGAGGACAAGAAGGACAUGUUCAACGAGGAGCUGGACCUGGGGGAGCCGGUGGAGGAGAAGGACGGCGGCGGGGCCAGAAAGACCGAUAGCCACGCCUUCCUGUUAGGCCAGGUCAAACAGGAAGUACAGGACGGCGUCAAGACGGAGGCCAGGGACGGGCUCUCUGCAACCCAGCACCCUGCACCACAACCUGGGGUCGGCUUCACCACCAGCAGACCCCCCGGAGCUCAGGGGGGCGAGGCAGCAGGCUCCAGCCAGCCAUCCCUCCAGAAGGUGAAGGACUGUGGUUCUGCUUCAGGGGCCUUACCGGCUCUCCAGACCCAGGAACAGGCUCCGAUGUCGGGCAUGGCACCCAGGGUUCUCCCCCCCAUGGCUGGUCAACAGUCCGUCUUCCAGCAGCAGCAGAGACCGUUUGGACCGUCCCCGUCGGCUCUCUUCACCCCCCACCCUCAGGGUCACCCCGGUCUGACCCCCCAAGGUUACCCCAGUCUGACCCCCCAGGGCCCUCCUGUCCCGCCUCACCCACGGUCCCUCCAACCCUCCCAGCCUCGCCUCCUCCUCCUGAACCCCCAGACCCAGCUUCCACACCCGGGGACCUCCAACCAGACCCAGACCCAGACCCAGACCCAGACCCAGACCCAGACCCAGACCCAGAGCCAGGCCAUCUUCCCCCAGAAUCUGGACCUGGACCUGGACUUGGACCUGGACCUGGACCAGAACCAGCAGAGGCAUCUGCUCUUGGAGGAGCAGCCGCUACUCCUGCAGGACCUCCUGGACCAGGAGCGCCAGGAGCAGCAGCAGCAGAAACAGAUGCAGGCCCUGAUCAGACAGAGGUCCACCCCAGACCCCGUGUUACCCAAUAUAGCAGACUUUGACUCCAUCGCCGACCCCAUCAUGAAGGCCAAGAUGGUGGCUUUGAAGGGCAUCAACAAGGUCAUGACCCAGAGCAACCUGGGACUCAACCCCAUGGUCAUCAACAGGUUCCAGCAGGUCCCGGUGGUCCCGGUGAUCCCGGUGGCUCCGGUGGUCCCGGUGGCCCCUGUGGUUCCGGUGGUUCCGGUGGCUCCAGGUCCAGAGGGGACUCCUCAGCCUCCUCACCUGGUGGGCCCGGACGGGAAGUUGAACCCCCAGUUGGUGCGACCCAACCCCCCCAGCUUUGGCCCGGGCUUCGUCAACGAGGCCCAGCGGCGUCAGUACGAGGAGUGGUUGGGGGAGACGCAGCAGCUCCUGCAGAUGCAGCAGCGCCUCCUGGAGGACCAGAUCGCCGCUCACCGCAAGACCAAGAAGUCCCUGUCGGCCAAACAGAGGACGGCCAAGAAGGCGGGCCGAGCCCUCACCGAGGAGGACGCCGCCCAACUCCUCAACGUCACCGAGCAGCAGGGGGCGGUGCAGAAACAGCUGGAGCAGAUUCGGAAGCAGCAGAAGGAUCACACCGAGCUGAUCGAGGACUACAGGACCAAACAGCAGAGAUCUGCAGGAGCGCCAUCCCUCCCCCAGCCCCAAAUCCAACAGCCCCCCCUCCCCCAGACCCAAAUCCUCCAGCCCCCCCUCCCCCAGACCCUGGUGUCGAUGCAGCCACGCCCGGGCGGCCCCACCGUGGCCCGUCUCCCGAACGUCCCCCCCGGGUGGACGCCAGGUGGCGGGGCCCAUCCGGGGCCGGGGGUGAUGGGGCAGAGGAUGCCUCUUCAGAUGCCCCCCGCCGCCCUGCCUAAAGCCCCCCCCCAGGCUCCCCCGCACACUCAGGCGACCACGGUGCCCGCCCUCGCCGCUCCAACAGCGGGCUUCACCGCGGCUCCCCGGGGCCCCCCCGCCGGAGGCCCCAACGGAGCAGCGGGGGACGCCCCUCCUCAGGUGAAGUUUGACGACAACAACCCGUUCAGCGAAGGUUUCCAGGAGAGAGAGAGGAGGGACCGGCUGAGAGAGCAGCAGGAGAGGCAGCGAGUCCAACUGAUGCAGGAGGUGGAGCGUCAUCGUGCACUGCAGCAGAGACUGGAGCUGGAGCAGCAAGGCAUGCUGGGAGCCUCUGUGGGUCCUGGAGCCGGAGGAGCAGCCAUGCCAACGUCUGGAGCUCUGUCAGGGGCUCGAGUCGGGGCAACAUCUGGACCAGGAGGUCCUGCGGGACCAGGAGGUGAUGGUCUGUCCCAGAUGCCCUUCUUCAGCUCUGAGCUGCCCCAGGACUUCCUCCAGUCCCCCCCAGCUGCUAGACCUCCACCACCGCACCAGCAGGCAGGCCUCCUCCAGGGGUUCACAGGAGGACCCCUGCACCCUGGAGCUCACCCAGCUCCUGCUCUACUGCCCGGCGUCACCUCAGAGCGGGUCAGGGUCCUACCUGAGCACGGGCCCCCCGUGGACGUUGCUCUGCCCUCCCUCCACGCCAGGCCGAGGCUCCCGGGCCCCGCCGGGCCCUCGGCACAGGGACAAGUACGGCCGGCGGCGUUGACCCCCUCCCAUCCUGGAGGUCAUCGAUUUGGACAGGACUCCUCCUCUUCCUCCCCGUCCUUCCCCUGCUCCUCCUCCGGAGGCCCCGCCUCCCUCAUCCAGCUCUACUCUGACAUCAUCCCUGACGACAAACCAAAGAAGAAGAAUAGCAGGAAGAGGGACGGAGACGACGCCGGGGUCGGAGGAGGAGGAGCCAGGACACCGCUGUCCUCGUACUCCGAUGACAUCACGGCUCCGCCCACUCCGGCUGUGUCUGACACUUCCUGCUCCACACCCACCCGGGGCAGCGUGGACCAAUCGGAUCUCUGCUUCUCUCUAAGCUCCGCCCUCUCCGGUCUGGCUCCAUCUUCGGAGCUGGAGAGGCAGCUGUCCGUCAUCUCUGCAGCCCAGCAGAGAGCUUCCAUCCUGGGCAUGGAGGGUCAGAGAGGUCCCCUGUCUGCAGCUCGUCUGGAGGUCAAGGAGGAGCGUGAGGAGGGAGGAGCUUGUGGAGGAGGCGUGGUGAAGAUGGAGGAGGGUGGGGGAGGUGACGGGGGGAAGGAGUUGCUCAGACACCUGCUGAAGGACAAGAUGUCCCCGGCCACCACGCCGUCACCCACCGGACAGGCCCCGCCCCCCGCCCGCCGCCAGCUGUCCAAUGAGAGCGUCCGGUCAGAGGAGGAGGACAGGCCUGGUUCCCAUGGCAACAUGGUGGCGAUGGACAGUCCAGACGUCCUGGACCCGUCCGGCAGGAAGAAGACUCAACGCUGUAAGAGACGGACGGACAAAGACAGAGCUCCUCCUAAAAACAAGAGGAGGAAGAAAGAGGAGGAGGAGAAGAUCCACUCCUCCUCCUCUUCCUCCUCCUCUGACCCGCUGAUGACUCACCUCAGACAGCUGUCGGUGCUGCCCCUCAUGGAGCCGGUCCUCAGGGUGGAUCUGAGUCUGUUCCCCCCGUUCGGCAGCUCCUCUCUGGGCCGAGACUCCAGACUGACGGGCUCCUUCGGUAACGCCUGCCUGGACGGAGUCACGGACUACUACUCCCAGCUCAUAUAUAAGCAGAACAACCUCAGUAACCCCCCCACACCUCCAGCCUCCCUGCCCCCCACACCCCCACCGGUCGCCAGGCAGAAACUGGUGAACGGCUUCGCCAGCACGGAGGAGCUGACGAGGAAGGACAUCACCGAGCAGGACGUGAAAGGUGUGAAGCAGAAGGGGGAGGGGCUCCUGGCUCUAAACCACGCCUCCAGAACGGUAGACGUUCCCGCCUCUCUGCCGACGCCGCCCCACAACAAUCAGGAAGAACUCCGGGUUCAGGACUCGUCGGGGCGCGACAGCCCGGACGGCUUCGUCCCGUCGUCGUCUCCGGAGAGCGUGGCGGACGAGGAGGUCAGCAGGUACCCCGACCUCUCCUUCAUCAAACUGGAGCCGCCCUCGCCCUGUCCCUCACCUACAAUACCCAUGAUGCCCUGCUCCUGGGGCAAAGGCUCUGCAGUGAAACAGGAAGUGAAGUCAGAGCCGACCCAUCAGGCUCCUCCCUCCUGCUCUAACACCGACCUGGUUACCAUAGCGAUAACCCUGAACCCUGUAGCAGCUCAGAAUGUAGCCGGUGUGAUGGCGGCGGUGGCGGAGCUGCUGCGGGUCCCCGUCCCCGUCGACUACCAGCUGAGCCGACCCGCCGGCCCCGAGCGCAGCGCCCUGGCCCUGCUGGCUGGAGUCCGAGUACCGCUCACACAGGGUCCAACAGGAAGUAGACCACAGAGACCUCCACCUGCUGCUGGGAACACUGGUCACAGGCCUCCGAGCUGCAGCUACUGCAAGGUGCUGCUGGGAAACGGAGUCCGCAUCGUGAAGGAGCUGAAACAGGAGGGUCCGUCCAGGUCCAGCCUGGUGUUCUGCAGUCCAAACUGCUCUGCACUCUACACAUCUGGCCUGCAGAGCAGAACAGCUGGAAACAAGGUGAGAGAGGCCGCUGUCCCCGUCUCGCCGUCCCCUCCCAGCAGAGCACAGCACCAGUACGCCAGCAACAUGUCCUCCAUCACCGUCCACUCCCUCCUCCGCUCUCCCUCCUCACCUCCUCCUCCCACCUCCUCCUCCUCCUCCUCCUCGCCACCUCUCUCCUUCCCCACCGCCUCCGUCAUCACCAUGGAGACCAGGCCCCGCAUGGACAGCCUCAAGGUGAAGGUGAAGCUGAAGCCCCGCCCCCGGGCGGUCCCUGGGGGAGAGGACUCGCUGUCGUCUCGCCACGGGAAGAGGAUGAAGAGUUGCCGCUGGAGACGCUGGAGCUUUAGUGUCACACUGAGCAGGGGCCCUUGCACCCCUAACGGGGCAGUUUCUAUGCCAACGGAGGAGGAAGUGGACGUGCUGUUGCAGAAGUUGGGGGCGUGUCUUCGUCCUGAUCCGUCACCCAAAGACCAGCGGAGGUGCUGCUUCUGUAACCAGCAGGGGGACGGGAAGACCGACGGACCGGCCAGACUGCUGAACCUGGACCUGGACCUGUGGGUCCACCUGAACUGCGCUCUGUGGUCCAGCGAGGUGUACGAGACGCAGGCCGGCGCCCUGAUCAACGUGGAGCUGGCUCUGAGACGGAGUCUGACUCUGCGCUGCGCUCACUGUCAGAGGACCGGCGCCACGAGCGGCUGCAACCGCCUCCGCUGCACCAACACCUACCACUUCACCUGCGCCCUGCAGGCCCACUGCACCUUCUUCAAGGAUAAGACGAUGCUGUGUCACCUCCAUAAGCCCAGGACGGGUCCUCUCAGCGGAGACCGGUCCUCCAGCGGCUCCCCGUCCUCCUCCUCCACUCCGGGGCCAACCCCCGACGCGGCGGCGAUGAUGGCGGUCUGUGACCCCUACGACUGCGAGCUGCGGUGCUUCGCCGUGUUCCGACGGGUGUUCGUGCAGCGGGACGAGGCGCGGCAGAUCGCCGCCGUGGUGCAGCGCGGCGAGCGGCAGCACACCUUCCGGGUCGGCGGCCUGCUGUUCUGCGCCAUCGGCCGGCUCCUCCAGCAGCAGAUGAGGGCCUUCCACAACAAGACCGCCAUCUUCCCCAUCGGUUACCAUGCCAACCGCAUCUACUGGAGCAUGCGCCACAGCAACAGACGCUGUAAGUACAUGUGCUGCAUCGAGGAGGAGGAGGGCCGGCCGCUGUUUAAGGUGAAGGUGGUGGAGACGGGCUACGAUGACCUCAUCCUGACGGGAACAUCACCUAAAGCCGUGUGGGACCAGAUCCUGGACCCGGUCUCCCAGCUGAGGUCCUCCAGCGGGACUCUGAAGCUCUUCCCAGUUUACCUGAAAGGAGAAGAUCUGUUUGGUUUGACCACGUCGGCUGUGACCCGGAUCCUGGAGUCUUUGCCAGGUGUGGAGACCUGUGAGCGUUACACCUUUCGUUACGGCAGGAACCCUCUGAUGGAGUGGCCUCUGGCCUUCAACCCGACUGGAUCGGCUCGCUCAGAACCUAAAGCCUGCCAGACCAAGAGACCCACCCUAUUGACCAGCGUGGCUCCCCGGUGUCAGGGCUCCGUGGGCUCCAUCGUGGGCCUCGUGCCCGGCGUCAUCUCUCUGUCUCCGGGAGAGUCGGUGGCCGCCGCCCACCAGGGACGCCACUCCAAGUCGUCUCAGUACCGCCGCAUGAAGGCCGAGUGGAAGACCAACGUGUACCUGGCCCGCUCUCGCAUUCAGGGUCUGGGUCUGUACGCUGCCAGAGACAUAGAGAAGUGCACCAUGGUCAUCGAGUACAUCGGAACCAUCAUCAGGAGUGAAAUAGCAGAUCGCAAGGAGAGGCUGUAUGAGUCACAGAACCGCGGUGUGUACAUGUUCCGGAUCGACAACGACUUUGUGAUCGACGCCACCAUCACUGGAGGACCAGCCAGGUACAUCAACCACUGCUGUUCUCCCAACUGCAUCACCGAGGUGGUGUCGGUGGAGAAGGAGAACAAGAUCGUCAUCAGCUCCUGCAGACGCAUCCAGAGAGGAGAAGAGCUGUCUUACGACUACAAGUUUGACCUGGAGGACGACCAGCACAAGAUCCCGUGUCACUGUGGAGCCGUUAACUGUCGCAAAUGGAUGAACUGAGCUCUCUCUCUCUCUGGUGGUGCUGACGGAGCUCGAUCGCCCAUCACGCUGUGGGCGGAGCUUCAUAUCACAACUUAAUAUAAUAAAAUUAAUAAUAAUAGAGCUGAUCAGACGGGUUUGAUCAGAGAUAUUGAUGAUUGGAGGGGGGGAGAUAUAUAUAUGUAUAUGUAUAUCGGGUGGGCGGGGCUACAUGUGAUAGACAGAUGAGGGGGCGGGGCUACAUGUGAUAGACAGAUGAGGGGGCGGGGCUUAUGACGAGGCUGGUCCUCUGUGUGUAUAUUGUGUAUAAAUGACCACAGAUGUAAAUGUGAAUAAUAACGUUGCACUAUGAGACCGAAAACUACAAAAACACAACUCCCUCCUCCUCCUCCUCCUCCUCUUCCUCCUCCUCCUCCUCCUCCUCCUCCUCCUGCGUUCUGUUUAUUUCCUGUAUAUAUAAUCAGAGCUUUUUGUUGUUUUUGUAUUUAUUACUGAAUGAAGCUAUUUUCUAAAUCCGCGGUGAGUUCGAGGUCCGGCGUCGCAGCGUGUAAAUAUCUGUAUCAUAAAUCUAAAAGAAUAAAGUUUAGAGAGAGUUACCUUCACAUCCUCAUCCUCACCUUCAUCACCUGCCGAUCCUUCUGUUCCACUUCCUGUCCCGCUGCGUUCUGAUUGGACGGGGCAGGUUCUCUCACUGCGGCCUUGUGUUCAUUUCCCCCAGCGUUCUGGCUGCAGGCGUCUUUGUGUUGCGGGGGUCCUGCUGCGUGUACAUAUAUAUCUGAGGUUUAUCAGGACCCUGCUGACGUGUACAAGUCGACCACAUCACGCCUUGUUUUUGUUUUGUUUUUUAUUAUUAUUAUUGACGUAAACAGAGUGUGAUGAUGAUGAUGUUUGUUUUUUUUGUUUUUUGGGGAAAAUGUGGAAUCUGAUUUAGAAUCAUUUACAGAAAAUAAAAUAUUUUACAUCUUGAAGAA